GCAGCCUCGGCUCCUCCCUCGGCGGCCGCAGCGGCGGGAGGGCGCUCGGGGCCGGGCUGGGCCGGCCAUGGCGGCGGAGGAGGAGGAGGGCGAGGUGGACUGGGUGGUGGACACCAUCGCCGGCUUCCUGCGGGGGCCUGCCUGGGCCGUGCCCGUCCUGGAGUUCAUGGAGCAGAAAUGCGAGGGUGAGCGGCGGGGCGGCGGCUCGGCGGGGAUGCCGGCCCCGGCAAGGGGCCGAGUUUUUGAUGAUGAAGAAGAAAGCAAGUUGUCUUAUACAGAAAUUUAUCAGGAGUACCAAGCUUUGGUUGAAAAAUUAUUAGAAGGUUAUCUUAAAGAAGUUGGCAUUACUGAAGAGAAAUUUCAAGAAGCUUUUUCAUCUCCUCUUGCAAAGACACAUACUUCACAGGCGAUUUUGCAAACAGUGCUGGCAGCAGAAGAUUUCAGACUAUUUAAAAAAAUGAUGGUACAAAAAAAUAUUGAAAUGCAAUUGCAAGCCAUUAGAAUCAUGAAAGAAAGAAAUGGUGUAUUGCCUGACUGUUUGACUGAGGGUUCUGAUGUAUUCAGUGAAAUUGAACAAGAAGAAAUGAAAAUACUCAGGGAGGUUCUAAGAAAAUCUAAGGAAGAAUAUGACAUGGAGCAAGAAAGGAAAAGGACUGAGGAAGCACAUACCUUUAAAUCACCAGAUGUGACCAGUUUUCCAGGAGAUUCAAGAGAAACUGUAAGAGUUAAGGAGUCUACUGAGGGAGCUGAUGUUUCUGAAGAAACUCCAAAAAUUUCAUUAGAGGAAUCCUGGAAAUCUGCAAGGGAAGACCUAAAACCAGUACGCCCAUUACAGAAAGGAACAGAAAGCUUACCUCAGCCAACCAAAGGCAAAGAAGAUAUUAAGAAGAGAACAUCUGAAAAGCGUUCAGAAAAUGCAGCACAAAAAGCCAGGAUAGAAGGACUUAAUUUAUCAGAAGAGCAGCAGCUGAGGCAACGGGAGGACUACCUCAAGAAAAAGAGAGAUAUGCUGAUGGCUACGAAGAAGGAGUCAAGAAAUAAUGUGAUACCGCCAACAAACACUGACCAGAAAGAAGAAGAAUCAUCUCCUAAAGAGGAAAUUUCAGAAGAGAAGCAAAAGUUACUGCAGAAGAGGAAAGUGCUUGCAGAAAAACUAAAAGAAGAAGUUAUUAAUAAGCGGUAAUGUUAAGAAGCUCAUUGCAGAUCUCAGUAACAAUAAGCAACUUUAAAAAAAAUUAUAACCAAUAAUUGAAUGGAUUUGUUUUCAAAUAUGUUACAUUUAGUUUUAUAGACCUUUCAGCCAAGCAACUCUGUACUGUAUAUAAAAUAUUUGAAAUUACACUCAAAACAGUGAAAACAGAUUUUUCCAGAAUGCUGGAAACUCAUUGAUUUUCACUGGAAUGUACUCAACAGUGAGGCAGUUUAACAUCAGCUCAGCACGCAGAUUGUGUGAACUACUGGCCUCAGUCACUUAAUAGAGCAAAAGCAAAUAUUUAUAUCUGUUAAAAUAAUACUUAAGAAUGUAAACAGUUUUGAAUGAGUUAUAAUUUUUUUUUUUUAAGGAUUAGGGAACUUGGUUCUUUUCAGUAGAAUAUUAAAAAUAAAUUAAAUUACUAUUUUUUGGCUGCAAAGUAUAAUAAAAUUUAAGUUCACAAAGAAGUGUUGCUAUGAUCACCUUAUUUUUUGAGGAACAGAUAAUGCAGCUUGAAGUCAGGAGCCAAGACAUCCAGAUUAUAUUAUUUUACAUACUUUUGGAGCAGUUUACCAGUAUCUCAGAUUCAAGUUUGCUGUGAAUGCAACUAAGUUGAGAAAAGCUUUAGUUGCAAAAUAAGAACUAGAACCAAUAUGAGACCAAUUUAGUUCUAAUAUCAGAAGUCUUUAAACAAAAAUAUAAUUUACAUUUGUCUUUGACUUAAAGUUGCGCACAUUACAGCCUCUGCUGUGCUUCAUUUCAUUACAUCAUUGACUUUAACAGUAAUUUGCAUAAGAAGAACCACCCAACUACUUCAAGUUCCAUGUAGCUUUUUAUUAAAAUAGCAUUUAUAACU
Molecule: messenger RNA, 2048 nt
Organism: Cygnus atratus (black swan)
Lineage: Eukaryota; Metazoa; Chordata; Aves; Anseriformes; Anatidae
Gene: CFAP36
Product: cilia and flagella associated protein 36
Exons: 10
Coding region: 68-1183 (371 amino acids)
Cellular component (GO): ciliary base; axoneme
Source: RefSeq, a predicted model, not a curated record